This is a messenger RNA of Pezoporus occidentalis (night parrot), 2964 nucleotides long. It is a transcript of the gene CFAP20DC, whose product is annotated as CFAP20 domain containing. The record is from RefSeq and is a predicted model, not a curated record. NCBI's taxonomy places the organism in Eukaryota, Metazoa, Chordata, Aves, Psittaciformes, Psittacidae.
GGCCACCCAACCAGGAUGAAGAGGCUGAUGAAUUAUUCUAUAAGCACCUGGAAGAAGUCUGACAGUCACCAGCCCUUGUUCUCAAGGGGGACUUCAACCCACUGGAUGUCUGCUGGAAAUAUGACACAGCUGAAAAGAGACAGCCUAGAAGGUUCCUGGAGAGUGGAAGAGAACUUCCUGACACAGCUGACAUACCCUGGGCUUGGCAGAAGGGUGGCCAACACAUGCUCUGAUGACAAGUAUUUCCAGCCUGACUGUGGGUCUGGAGUGCUUGAACCCCUGGAGCUUGAUGGCCAGUGCUGCAAGGGUGGCCCAUUUGUGGAAAUAUUCAGUGCUCAAGGCAAGAACCUGGGAGCAAAAUGGGAGAUUUCUGGCAAUCCAUCAGCUAUAUGAAAGUAUGAAUAUGAUAAAGAAGUAAAACACUUUGUUUUUGUACUUGAAGGAAACAGUUGAGUCAACAAAAUGCAGCUACCAAAGGAAACUAGACAAACAUUGGGGCUGAUCCAGAGAUUUCUGACACUUCAGAUUUUUGUGCCACUGGGACGAGACUUCUCCACUGAGUUACUGAUAACUGAUUUAGGAAAUAUUAAAAGAAGAUUGUAUUUAUCAACAGUCCACAAGGAGUUGUCUGUGACCCCUUUGCAUGCAAAAAUUCCACUGUUUACAAUGAAACGCAGAAUAUGGUGCAAUAUGUGUAUUGACUUGGUAGGAUUCACCAGUGAAAUAUUCAGAGGAGCUGCCUUCCAGUCUUUGGAUGGAAUUAGUAUUUCAGCUACCUGUAAACUGAGAAAGAUCUUCACUUUAAAAUCCAAGCCUCAAGAUACAGCUGAGAAAGAUGCUAUGUGUGGUGCUCCAGUUACGCCAUGUGAGCCCACAGAUGUUGUUCCUCCAACCUGCCGGCUAAAUAAAGAUGUGCCGCAAGUUACACAAUUGCUGACUAAAAUUCACAAGUCGGAAAUAAAAUGCAGGACACAUCCAGUAAGACUGCAAGAAACAGGUAGCUCAAUUAAUUGAGGACAUCGCAAUAUACGCACAGGUAAAACCCAGGAUGUAUCAUAUAUUGCAUUUGGAUCAAAGAUCCUUGGGCCACCUCUAUCUUCAAACAGAGGAGUUAGUACAAGGGUAUCUGGAGAGAGCUGUGGGAUUAUGUCCAGAGCAUUGUGUUUGGUUGUGGACCUCCAGAAUAAGAGAUACUGUAACAUCCAGUGGAGGGCAAGUGAAACUCUUGAUCAUUUUGCAGACUUCUUAAGAAAAGCACACAAUACGCAUGUUCACAGGUAUUUGGGUUGUAUUUCAGACCCUGCAAUUCAGACUCAGGAUAACUCUGAGAGUGGAAGAGUAGAUUUUCAGCUUGACUCAUCACAGGGACCAUCAGCAGACAAGAACAGUCAUAGGAGAUUAUCUUUAAAAGAUGCAUCCAAAACCACGUGGAAGAUAACCAGUGAUGAAUGGGUAUUUCCAAAAAGUCUCACUGAGAGUGUUCAAUUGGAUAGGAGCGAGCAGUUUGUAGCUGAUGAAGAUUCAGCCUGCUGUAAUGUAACCUUGCCAAAGAAUGCCUCAGUUGAACAUCACAGCAAUGAAACAGGUGAUCACCAAGUGAAUAAUAAAGAGACUUUCACAUUUUCAUCAAGACCUCGAUCUGCUCCUCAUGGGAAUUCUCCAGAUACAUCACCAGGAUGUGGCAUUUUCCAUUUGGAUUUGAGGCAAGAUAGUAACGGAGUACAUGGGAAAACCCAGAUUGAAGAUAAUAUUCAAGGAGCUGACAGCAGUGAAGAGGAUGACAACAGUGAAUUUAUCCAGAGAACAGAGAACCUUGAGAUCAGCCACAGCAGGCCUGGAACACCUGAUUCAGCAGUUUUUAAAGACAGCCCGUUAAAGAGGAUGUCAUGGAGAAAUGACUCCUGGAAGAAUAAGGGACACAGCAAACAUGACCUCAAAGAGACUAUCUUAUCAAAACCACAGAGUUCCACUGUGAGCAAAACAGAUUCUGUUAGCUCUCAGAAAAGCUUAAAGCCUACUCUUUCUCUGUCUCCAACCGGAAGUAAAUCGGCAUUCUUUAAAGAAUUUCCAAAUGGAUCUGAGAAAAAUGAAAGCUAUGAAAGAGUUUCUGAUCAAUUAAAAAGAUCUGUCAGUAAAAAAUCUCUGAAGAAGAUCUCAAGAGAAAAUUCGUGUCUGACAACACAGAGUUUUGAGUAUGACUGGGAAAACUACCAGUCAAAUAGACUCAGUUCAUCUGAACUACAGAUGCUGGCUAGCAUGAAGAGACAGCAAAGUGAAGAAUCAGGGGAUACUGGGAUCUCCCAUGGGCUGAGUGCAUCACAGAUGAAUAACUGCAAUGUUAGCCUAAGUACAAGCAGUGAAGAUACAGCAUCCUGGAACUCUUGUUUCCCACCUCCCACCAGUCAGGAGCAUCACUAUCAGAAAGAAAUGAGCCCACUUUCUCACUCCAACCCGCGGGACUGGAUGGACAUGUUCAGUCCCCCCAUCAUUCCUAGAAGCCAACAGCUGGAAAAGCACACUAGAUCUUCAACAAAUCGGAGUACUCCAGGUGAAGAUGACCUCAAUGCUGAAGAAGAUGAGGAAAUUCUGACUCUUCUGUAUGAUCCAUGUCUGAACUGUUACUUUGAUCCAAAUUCUGGGAAAUACUAUGAAUUGGCAUAGUCGGAUUGUGAGAGGAUAUAAUUUUAUAUUUGGAGUAUCAUUCAACGCUUUGUGCAGUGUGACUGAGCUGUAUAAGUUAUCAUGAAACUUAAAAUUUGAGUUAACCGAUAGUUUUACAAACUGAUUAAUAUAUUUUGUAAUCAGCGUCUUAUUUUUAUAGUUCUCUGUUAAGUUGUAAUGCAGUGGAAAAUUACAUAAUAUGAAAGUUCCUUGUGACUGUGACAUUUGUUAGUCUAAUUUAUUUCCAAUAUUCAGAGGUUCUUUAUCAAACAAGCUAAGUUGAAUCAAGUUUUGUGAUGUUAC